Seminavis robusta is the source of this 1494-nucleotide messenger RNA. The record is from the annotation of a GenBank genome assembly. NCBI's taxonomy places the organism in Eukaryota, Bacillariophyta, Bacillariophyceae, Naviculales, Naviculaceae.
AUGAAGUUUGUUACUGCUGUUUCCUGGAUCGCCGGUGUCAGUUCUGUGGCCGCGUUUGCUGGGUUGUCCACCUUUACAGGACGACCGAUGCAGCAAGCCACUGGGUACCGUGCUUCAUGGCUGAUGUACGAGAAUUCUCCCGAUGGCGCAGCCAAGGGAGGAGGUGGAGAUCAAGCCAAUGUCUGGUCCGUUUUGGCGCACACCGAACGCUGGAUUUGUGAGACACUUGCCAGCACCGAAACCGACAAUGGCAAUCCCUACUCUCGAAAGGAAGUUAAUUAUGUCUGUGAGACCAACGCCGAUUCACCCAUGAUUGCAGCCAACAUGUUCAAGCGACUGAGAGAAGCAAGAGAGUUGGGACAGCGACACGGAAAAACGGAGGCAGAUCACAAGGUUGAUCAAGGCUCCAAUUACCGUCCACACACACUGCGUCAAACACAGGUCAUGGUGAUUCCUGGAAAUGAAAACCUGUCGGGGAGUUUCCAAGUCUUUGAUGAUUUCAUCAAUGCCGUCAAUACUGCCAGACGCAAUGCUCGUGAUUAUGUCACCGAUACGAGCAUUGAACGCCUUGAUCAAGAAAUGGCAGGAGAAGAGGCUCGUGAGUGGAGUGUCAGUGUCAAUUGUGCCCACUUGCAUCCUGAUUUUGGAAAGAAAUCACCAGAAGAAGAGUUGCAACAAAUGAAGGAAGAAGAGGAAUCGGGAGAGGUAGAUCUACAUGCACAGGAAUACGCCGAGAAGCGCCUCUUGGCACGUCAGUCGCCAUAUCCCACCGUUGUCGUGGAAGUUCGAGCCACCCCCCCUCCCGAUUGGGGUCAUGCCAUUCCUCCUCCACCGCCACAGGCUGCGGACGUUACAGACGACGAAGACGAUGAGGAAGGAGAAGGCAUGUCGGAGCAGUACAAGUACAAUCGCAAGAAACUUUUGCAAAAGGAAGUCACAGCCUCGGAUAUUCAAAAACUAGAAGCUCUCUUUGGCAAAGCCGCUGCUAAGGACCACCCCCUUCAAACUGGAGGAGACGAAAAGAAAGAGAGUUCGGAACCAAAGGGAGAAGAACACGACUUUUACGCUUCGAUUGGAAAGACCAUUGAAGAGAUUUCGCCCGUCAGUCACAUGCGCAUGGCACAACAGUGGAUCACGGAGAAUGACGAAAAGUUCUCGCCAGUUACAUCACCGUUUACCGAGAGUGAAUCUGCCGAGGUUGACCAUGCUUACGAGUUUGUGUUCACCAACUUGGCCAUGCAAAAGCAUCAAGCGUCGGUGGACAACAUUCAUGGAUCUCGACGCCAGUACCUUGUUAUGCCUCACUUCUUAUCCAGCAGUGCCACAAGCUUGGAAAAGUUCACCAAAGAAGUCAUGAACAUUGUCAAGACUCUGCCCGAUCUUGAUGGAAGGGUCAAAUUGUCAACGUUCCACCCUGAACAUGUCCAGCAGGAAAGGCGCUCUCCUCUUCCCAUUAUUUGUUUGCAAUGGACCGAGGGCAACAUGAAGCCAUAA